AUGGAGCUGUUCUCGGCAGACUCUCCCAAGGUGGAGCCUGUUGUGGACUUGCCGCCGCGCAGUCCGACACCUGCAAAGGAGGCGCCCGGCCCGAUGCUCGUCAACCAUCUGCCAGUGGCAUGGGAGGAGGCUCACGAGACGUUUGUCGAAUUGGAGAGAUGUGUCUAUGAGCGGAAGGAUCUGGGCCUGAGUAGAGAGCAGGAUGAGAUGAUGGUGUGCGACUGUGUGUACGACAAACAUGAUCCCGAUGCGAAGCCUUGCGGACCGUAUUCUGACUGUAUCAACCGAGCUAUAUUCAUCGAGUGCUUGGCUGAAGAAUGUCGUGCCAAGUCGCAGUGUCAGAAUCAGAGGUUCACCAAGCGGCAAUAUGCCCCUGUACAGAUCGUUUUGACAGAAAUGAAGGGGUACGGGCUAAGAGCAGAAGAAAACAUUGCUGCGGGAACACUGAUGUACGAGUACAUUGGCGAGGUGGUGCAGGAAAAGACGUUUAGAAAACGGAUGCAGCAGUAUGCGGAUCAGGGGAUCAAGCAUUUUUACUUUAUGAUGUUGCAAAAGGAGGAGUAUAUCGAUGCGACGAUGAAGGGCGGGAUCGGACGCUUUGCGAAUCAUUCAUGCAACCCAAACAGCGAGGUACAGAAAUGGGUCGUCGGGAGGCGGCUGCGGAUGGGCAUCUUCACCAAGCGGGAUGUACUCCAGGGCGAGGAGAUUACAUUCAACUACAAUGUCGAUCGCUAUGGACACGACGCGCAAACUUGCUAUUGUGGCGAGCCAAACUGUGUUGGAACGAUCGGAGGCAAGACUCAGACGGAUAUCGGGACGAUUGACGACUUGUUUCUCGAUGCCUUGGGAAUCUCUGACGAGGUGGAGGAGUUGGGUUUGAAAGGCAGCAAGAAGAAAAAGUCACGGCAACUGGACGAGGACUGGACGCCCACACUCAAACCCAUUGCGUCAGAGCAAGAGGUGCAAAAGGUGGCCGCGGCGAUUCGUCAAUCGGCGGAGAAUCCAAAGAUGAUGGCGAGAUUGCUGGAACGGGUCAAUAUGACAGAGGAACCGCUCAUUCAUCGGCAGCUGAUGCGAAUGCAUGGGUUCGGCCUGAUGAAUAUGGCUCUCACGCAGCUGGCAGAGGAACGGGAGGUGGUGUUACUGGCUCUCGAAAGUAUGAACAAGUGGAAGCUGCAGAUCAGGAACAAGAUCGAGGAUUCAAAUAUCGAGGAACCGGUCAAGGUGCUGAGCCGGAGUGACGAUCGGGAGAUCAAAUCGGUGGCAAAGACGCUAUUGGACUAUUGGUCGACUCUAGAGUUGUCAUACAGGAUCCCGAGAAAGUCCAAGAUCAGCACUCUCGACGCUGAGGACGAAGCCGCGACCACAACCAUUGCCGAAGCAGAUGUCCUCCCGUCAUACUCGGAGCUCCGACGCCCCCAGGCAUGGGAAAACACCAGCUUCAUUCAGAUCGACAUUGCUCCUGUUCGAGCCCGGCCACCACCGUUCAUGCGGCCUCGACCUCCGCCGGUCGUCCGGCCGCCGCCGACGCAUACUCAUUCGGCCGACCGUUCCAAGCUGGACGCCAUCAUUGCGCUAGCCCAACAGUCUAUGCCUGUGCUUCCCGAAUCACCUGCAGCCGAAUCGAGUCGUUCGGGAUCUCGCUCAGCAGAUCCAGAGAGCGUGGAUCGCCGCAAACGGAUGAAGCGAGAGGAAGAUGGAUCGAGAAAGGAGAAGCGGCUCAAGGUCUUGGUGGGAGACGUCGUGGUCAAGUCCAUGUCCAAAUAUCGGGAGCAGAUGGAUCAUGAUACGUUUAAACGAUAUGCAAAGGAGUGCACAACGAUACUCGUAGAAAAGGAGAAGAAGGGACAUUCAUACGCAUCCUCGAGGCAUCCUCAACUAUCAGAGGAGAAAAAGGCCAAGAUCAAGUCUUUCACCAAAGAAUUUGCCCACAAAGUGCUCAAGCGGCUAAAGGAGAAGGGCAAGCUGAGGCGACCGGAGAGUACAGUGAUCGAGACUCCAAGCAAUGAUCUUCUGGAAAUCCUCGAGUCAGACGAAGACAGUCCGAGCGAGUCCCCGUUGACGGAUCGUAAUGCCAUCCGAGUGGACAGUUUUCGACCGGGUCAUACGCCAUCGCAGACGCCGACAUCGGGUGACCCUUCCCCCACAGUGGAUCCACACAGAUAG
Messenger RNA from Kockovaella imperatae, 2166 nucleotides. RefSeq lists its product as hypothetical. Gene Ontology annotation, cellular component: chromatin; nucleus; chromosome. Bases 1 to 2166 code for a protein of 721 amino acids. NCBI's taxonomy places the organism in Eukaryota, Fungi, Basidiomycota, Tremellomycetes, Tremellales, Cuniculitremaceae. The record is from RefSeq and is a predicted model, not a curated record. Gene Ontology annotation, molecular function: protein binding; histone H3K36 methyltransferase activity. Gene Ontology annotation, biological process: regulation of DNA-templated transcription. The transcript is spliced from 12 exons.